GACGGCAUCCCAACCCGCAAAGGCAUGCCAACUAGCGCUUCCCAACAGAUCGUGCUACGGUCAGAACCGUCGUCCACUCUAGCCCUGUGCCAACGCAAGACGUCAUUGACGCUCCUCGGAGGUAACGCCGCCGAGCAAGUGAGCGAAGCGCGAGGCGCGCGCGGCAUGUAGGAUCCAAUCACGAUGUGGCCGUCCAUCUGGGUGGCCUUUCUUGUUUUUUUUUUUUUAUCGGCAGAUCACAUACACUCACUCACUCACACACACCCACACACACACAAUCGAGGGCGCACAGCCCACCAGUUCACACGGUGGUGUUUCCUUGGUCAAUACACCUACCCCUUGGAAGCGUCGUUGGGGGUCGAUGGUCGCGAGGGCAAGCCCUCGCGAUCGGCCCGUCUCAUCGUUCAUCAUCAAAAACCUAGACCUAAACAGCUAAGAAACCCGUCCUUUGCCUCCCGUGUCCGCGGAGAAAAUCUUGCUGCUGCUGCUGCAUCUCCGCGUAACCACGAAGCCACGAAGCCACAGAGGGGCCCCUCCUGGCCAACCAAAGGAACCCCGUCAAGCCCACGCCCGAAGCCACAGAGCAGCCUUCUCUGCACCAUUGGUGGGGAGAGGGUGUUGGAGGACUCCGAGACCUCGGGGCGAACGGCGGUCUAAGUACGCCUUGGAACAGAUAUCUGGUAGAGUCGUCAUUUAAAAGGGGAGGAGA
Messenger RNA from Colletotrichum navitas, 709 nucleotides. RefSeq lists its product as uncharacterized. The record is from RefSeq and is a predicted model, not a curated record. NCBI's taxonomy places the organism in Eukaryota, Fungi, Ascomycota, Sordariomycetes, Glomerellales, Glomerellaceae. The transcript is spliced from 2 exons. Bases 184 to 657 code for a protein of 157 amino acids.